AUUCUUAUCUCGUGUCCCCUCCCUUGAAGGCUGAUGAAAUUCUCCGUGUAUGUAGAACACCAUUUUGUUGGCACACGCGCAUCUCACUUAAAAAGAUCAUCCAAUGUUCAUAGACAGGACAACGAAGUUUCAUGAAUAAUAUAGCGAACCAUUCUGAUUUUGACAUAACUCCUUCAUCAUCUUCAUCCCCAAACCUUUUUUCUUUUCUUUCUAAUUUGAUUUCGCAACCUUUCUCAAUUCACAACAAAGGGGCUUUACAUUCGAAUCAACUUGAGAAGUGGGCUUCUUUGCAAAACAUUAUUUGUGGGAAGCUUAAGAUUCAAAGCUAUGGGAAGAUUAUUCGUGGUGAAUUUGGAAGGGCAGAUCUAUAGCUGCAAGUUCUGCCGGACCCAUCUUGCUCUUUACGACGAUAUCAUUUCUAAGGAACUUGGGAACAAAAGGAGGUAUGAUAAGUUUUUUGACUGGGAAAAUUUUAUGUUGCUGUCCUGUCCCAAUAUCCUCAAAAGUUGCUUAAACCCACAUUGUAACUCCUUGUACUGUUUGUGUUGUUCCAUUCAGUCCUUCCACAGCAGACAUGGGAAAGCUUACCUCUUCAAUAAGGUGGUAAAUGUUUGCUUAGGUAAGAUAGAAGAAAGAUUGAUGAUGACAGGGAUGCAUACAGUUGCUGAUAUCUUCUGUGUGGGCUGUGGAUCAAUGGUGGGAUGGAAAUAUGAGACUGCCCAUGAAAAGAACCAAAAAUACAAGGAAGGAAAAUCUGUACUUGAAAGGUUCAAGGUUUUGGGACCUGAUGAAAGCAGUCACUGGGUCAGUCAUGAAGCAGAUACUGGUGGAAGUGAAGGAGAUGAUGUUUGAUUUCUGUAUUCACUCAACUGUAAAUUCUGUAAAACCCUAAAAAUUUUCUAGUUUGAACUUGAACUCUAACGAUGUUGAUACUUGUACUUUGUUUCUCCCACCUAAAAAUUCUUGAUGUUUCAUGUUGGGAUGAGAAUUGAACAAUAAUUAUUGUAUCUCUUAAAAUAAAUGAUGUUGUCGAAGAAAACAAUAUUGUAAAGGUUUAUUUAGUAAAGGGAUUUGAACGGCA
Molecule: messenger RNA, 1081 nt
Organism: Cucumis sativus (cucumber)
Lineage: Eukaryota; Viridiplantae; Streptophyta; Magnoliopsida; Cucurbitales; Cucurbitaceae
Product: protein yippee-like
Exons: 6
Coding region: 328-852 (174 amino acids)
Cellular component (GO): ubiquitin ligase complex
Source: RefSeq, a predicted model, not a curated record